UGCGGAGAAAAUUGUGAAGAUGAGACCCCGAAAAAAGAAUAUUGUGUGGUGAAGAAGACGAGCGGAAAAUUGUGCUAUGUGGGGAUGUGAAUUUGCUGGGAAAGGCUUUAUCUAAUGCGUCUAAUCUCGCCUUAUUGCCACGAUCUGAGUUCGUGGUCCAGCUGCUUUGUCUCGCUGCAUGCUCCUGAUACCGUCUUAUAGCCAUGAGCCGAGUACGCGGUCCAGCUGCUUUGUCUCGUUCCCCGCCCUCGGCUGCACCCUCCGGCCUCGAGAUGCCCUCGAUCUCGGUCUGUCAGUCUGAGGUCUCUCAAGAUAUGGAGGCCCGUGAGCACCUGCUCGCCGUCGACUCCGACGACGGCGCAGAAUCAGAGACCAAGUUCAGGAUCCGGGGCCUGACCCGGAUCUCCGACGCCGGCGCCCCGAUCCUGAGCAAGGUCGACCUCGAUAUCCCCCGGGGGAAGAUCGUGGGAAUAAUCGGGCCCAGCGGCAGCGGCAAGUCGACGCUCCUGAGGGCCCUCAACCGCCUCUGGGAGCCGCCGGCGGGGACGGUCUUCCUCGACGGAGAGGACAUCUGCCGCCUCGACGUGCUCGGGCUCCGCCGGAAAGUCGGGAUGCUGUUUCAGCUCCCGGUGAUGUUUGAAGGUACUGUUGCCGAUAAUAUUCGAUAUGGGCCACAGUUGAGUGGAAAGAAGCUCAACGACAGUGAAGUACUCAAGCUUCUAAGUCUAGCCGAUCUCGAUCCCACUUUUCUCAACAAGAAUGGCGGAGAGCUCUCCGUUGGUCAGGCGCAAAGGGUAGCACUUGCUCGGACUCUAGCGAAUGAACCCGAUGUUCUUUUGCUGGAUGAGCCGACGAGCGCCUUGGAUCCAAUAUCGACCCAGAACAUAGAGGAUGUCCUAGUCAAGUUGAAGAACAACCGCCAGAUGACGAUCGUAAUGGUUUCCCACAGUAUAAAGCAGAUCCAGAGGGUCGCGGAUGUUGUAUGCUUGCUUGUGAAUGGGGAAAUCGUCGAGGUUGUGUCUCCCGACAAGCUCUCCGAGGCAAACCAUCCAAUGGCUCUUAGGUUUCUUCAAUUAAGCUCCUGAGGACAAUAUGUUGUAUGAUCAAACGCUGUUAUAUCUCUCUGCACAUCUGCCAGCUUGCCGUUGUACAUGAACAGUCUUGACUGGUCCAUGGCGCGCAGGUAACAGGGAGUUCUAUCAUCUUUUGCCUAGACUGUUCGAGCGCUUAUGUAAAGUGCUAGAAUCAAAUCGUGUACUCGACCAACACAUCAGCCCUUGACACUCCCUGCGUACGCUAAGUGAGUUACGCUCUUACUAUUACUAGAGCUCAUAUUAAUGUAACUGAUCCGUGAAAAUUACUCAUAUUGUAAUAGCGGUAUCAAAAUUUCAGCUCUGGGGAUUUGCUCGAA
This is a messenger RNA of Punica granatum (pomegranate), 1411 nucleotides long. The record is from RefSeq and is a predicted model, not a curated record. NCBI's taxonomy places the organism in Eukaryota, Viridiplantae, Streptophyta, Magnoliopsida, Myrtales, Lythraceae.